AUGUUCUCUCUCAUUGCCCUCUUUCUCUCUCUGAUCUUCGCCCUCGUCCAAGCGGGUCCCUACGGAAUUCGAACUUCCAAUUCUUACGGAAACUACCAAUAUCAGUACCCGACUGCCUACAACCACAACUAUUACCGGAACAACUACUACCAAGGAUACCGUAGUCCUUACCAGUACCAGCAGCGAUACGCCAACAACAACUACCAGAACUACUAUCAAAACUAUUACGCCCGUCCUCAGCCCCAACCGACCUGGCCUCAACCGUCUCCACUCGGCUCGGGAAUCAACGUGGAUCAGUACGGAAACUCGUACAUUGGCUCCAAGGAAAACGGUAUUUACCUGUUCUGCAAUGGACGUGGAUGCCCCGGAAGAGGUUGA
Caenorhabditis sp. 36 PRJEB53466 is the source of this 378-nucleotide messenger RNA. NCBI's taxonomy places the organism in Eukaryota, Metazoa, Nematoda, Chromadorea, Rhabditida, Rhabditidae. The record is from the annotation of a GenBank genome assembly.